This is a messenger RNA of Asterias rubens (European starfish), 3363 nucleotides long. RefSeq lists its product as uncharacterized. NCBI's taxonomy places the organism in Eukaryota, Metazoa, Echinodermata, Asteroidea, Forcipulatida, Asteriidae. The coding region runs from base 157 to 2094 and encodes 645 amino acids. The record is from RefSeq and is a predicted model, not a curated record. The transcript is spliced from 20 exons. Gene Ontology annotation, molecular function: carbohydrate binding.
UAUGCGCGCGAAACUUCGACACGCCUAGUCUGUCAUGGUCACGUCCAUCAAACACCAGACGGGCAGGGUCCGACCAGAAUAGUUCAGUGGCACUGUCGUGUCCUGCUGGAAACUGCCACAAGAGCUUCCGACUGAGGCUAAGGAAACGCUGACAAGAUGGCUGAUAUCGUCACUAACCCUGAGAUUCCAUAUGGUGGAUGUAUUCCUGCUGGAAUUUGUCCGUCCAAGACCAUUUUCAUACAAGGAUAUGUGCCACAACAAAGUGAAAGAUUCCACAUAAACCUCCAGUGUGGUCUUGAAAGCCAGCCACGGUCGGACAUUGCGCUCCACUUCAAUCCACGUUUCGUUUUCAAGAAACAGAGUGCAGAGUACGUGGUUUGUAAUGCUCUGAAGUCCCAGCAGUGGGGACCCGAGGAACGUGGAGGUACUUUCCCGUUUGUGAGGGGACAAAACUUUGAGAUCAUGAUACUGUGUGACGAAAACGAAUACAAGGUCGCAGUGAAUGGUGCUCACUUUUUGACCUUCAGACAUCGGAUCACUCAUCUUGAGAGAGUAACCUGCGUUCACAUUGAUGGAGAAGUGAAGAUCUUCAACAUCCGUUUCGAUCCACCAUCAGUGGUGAUCCCACCACCAGCUGCCCUUACGGAGCAUGAGAUGACAGUCAGGAAUCCGCCUACUCCGUAUGUUGGGGCGUUGAGUGGCAGUCUGCAAAAUGGCGCCAUGAUCAAAGUGAAGUUGACGGUCAAACAAAACCCCAAAAGGUUUGACAUCAACUUGCAGAGUUCCAUGCGAGAGGACCCAAGACCUAACAUCGCGUUCCACUUUAAUCCACGUUUCAAUGACUCCACCAUCCGUCGUAACUCACUAAGAGAUGGACGCUGGGAUCAUGGCGAAGAGAUUGCUGCACCCUUCUUCCCGUUCGUAGCUGGAGGCACCUUUGAGAUAACCAUACUGUGCAUGAAGAAAUGCUACAAGGUAUUGGUAGACGGGAACCAAGUGGCGGAAUACAACCAUCGUCAAGGCCUGCACACUGUCAAUGCUUUGGCAGUGCAGGGAGAUGUUAGCAUCCAAGAAAUCUCCAUGAUGCAAUGUUCACGGCGAAUGCCAUACGUACUUCCGACUGCAGUUGAGGUAGGAAACGCUGACAAGAUGGCAGAUAUCAUCAAUAAUCCUGUGAUUCCCUAUGAUGGAAACAUUCCUGCUGGACUUUUCCCGUCCAAGACUAUUUUCAUACAAGGAUAUGUGCCACCACAAAGUGAACAAUUCCACAUAAACCUCCAGUGUGGUGUUCAGAGCCAGCCACGGUCGGACAUUGCGCUCCAUUUCAAUCCACGUUUCGUUUUCAAGCAACAGAACGCCCAGUAUGUGGUGUUAAACGCUCUGAAGUCCCAGCAGUGGGGACCCGAGGAACGUGGAGGGACUUUCCCGUUUGUGAGGGGACAAAACUUUGAGGUCAUUAUACUGUGUGAGGUGAACGAAUAUAAGGUUGCAGUGAAUGGUGUUCACUUUGCCUCCUUCAGACAUCGUAUCCCUGAUCUUCAGAGAGUGAGCUUCAUUUCAAUUGGUGGAGGAGUGAAGAUCUAUAACAUCCGUUUCGAUCCACCCUCAGUGGUGAUCCCACCAGCGGCUGCAUAUCCUCCAGCUGCCCUUACGAACGAGAUGACAGUCAUGAAUCCGCCUACCCCGUAUGUUGGGGCGUUGAGUGGCAGUCUGCAAAAUGGCGCCAUGAUCAAAGUGAAGUUGACGGUCAAACCAAACCCAAACAGGUUCGACAUCAACUUGCAGAGUUCCAUGCAACAGAACCCGAGACCUAACAUCGCGUUCCACUUCAAUCCGCGCUUCAAUGAUGCCACCAUCCGUCGUAACUCACUGAAAGGUGGACGCUGGGAUCAUGGCGAAGAGAAGGAUGCACCCUUCUUCCCGUUCUUAUCUGGAGGCACCUUUGAGAUAACCAUACUGUGCAUGAAUAAAUGCUACGUCGUCCUGGUAGAUGGAAACAAAAUGGUGGAAUACAACCAUCGUCAAGGCGUGAACACUGUCAAUGCUUUGGCAGUGCAGGGGGACGUUAUCGUACGUGAAAUCACCAUGCAAUAAGAACUGCUAGCCUACACAUCUGACGUCACACUUCGAGACUCUGAAUAUAACGUCAGAGAGUGGCCUCAUAGCUUGGGCCAAUCUCCGUCCAUAUGCACCUUUCACCCCGUUCAUUUCACACACGGUCGAAUCCUAUCAACAUUACAACAUUUUAUGAAAGCAUACAUGUACAUGUACAUGUGUAUGUACGUUAUGUACAUAAUAUACAAUUGGACGCUGCACGCAGACGACCGAAAUGAAGUUGUGUUUUGAUUGGUCCAAGGUGAAGUUUGUCAGCUGCACUUACAUCACCUCGGACCAUACAACAUACAAAUAUAUAAAGCAACGUCACACGUCCAUGACAUGAUUGUAUCCAAUGAAAUCACUGGUUCUGAAAAGCAGGUACAUGUACAUCCCUUUGGAUAAAGACUCGGGCCCAGUCCCCGAUGCAAGAGCCCACCAUGCCCUCCACGAAGGCUAAUUGGUUGACAACACGAAGUGUUGUAAUUUUCUUCACAGUACUGUAAUCCUUUUCUCUAAUUAUUUAGAUACUAUAUUUUAUUGUAGCGUUGCCAUUUUGAAAGAAAGGCUAACCGAGCAAAAAAACAAACGGUUUUCAGUUCAAUGUGACAACUAUACCUUGACGUACGACAUUACACAAAAACUGGAGAGAAACUUUAAACAAAAAUUGAGAUUAUGCCUUUCAGAAAAAAAAACAUUUUCCGGUGAUUUUAGCAUUUGCGACUAAAUGAUUUUAACGCAUCUUUUUUAAUUUAAAUAGUUCAAAGAGUGUUUGUGUGUAUUAAUUUUAACUUUUGUUUUUACCCACACAUUGUCUGUGAGUUUUGUUUUUUUAAAGUAAUUUUAGUAUUUCGUUUAGAAUAUAACCCUUGUGUCAGUUAUUGACUAUCAAGAUUUAUUGGAGUUUCUUUUUUUGGAAGGGCGCAGGGUUGUGUUUAGGCCUAUACUUUCUUUUCUUUUUCAAAAUUGAGCUUCGCAAAAUUACAUUAUAGAAAAUAAAGCAAUAUGCAGUGAGCAUUGAGAAUUCCGUAUUAUUAAAAAAAAAAGAGUGUAGAUUCGUUGAUAGGGGCCUACUAGCCGAAGGCAGGUAUAUUGUAGUGACAAAUAUACAUCUUAGAGUAGAUUUUUUUACUUUAACCAUUUGUGACCCGCUCUGAAAACGAGUCAGAUGUAGGAAAUUUUAGAAAUUGAUUUAUAUGCAUGGCUGGAAAGAACACAUCAGCAGCAGUAAUUUGGUAUGUGUCUAAGCUUUGGGCUGUAUCGCGUUGC